Protopterus annectens (West African lungfish) is the source of this 5238-nucleotide messenger RNA. RefSeq names its product ASXL transcriptional regulator 1 (gene ASXL1). The record is from RefSeq and is a predicted model, not a curated record. Gene Ontology annotation, biological process: positive regulation of transcription by RNA polymerase II; animal organ morphogenesis. Gene Ontology annotation, cellular component: PR-DUB complex. Lineage: Eukaryota; Metazoa; Chordata; Ceratodontiformes; Protopteridae. Gene Ontology annotation, molecular function: peroxisome proliferator activated receptor binding; DNA binding; chromatin binding.
GCAUCAACCAAAAAUCGACACGGAAUGUGUUUAUCUUCCACGCAGUCACUGUCUAGAACAAAAUAUAUUACUGUAGUGCUAGACAACUUUAAAAUAAAUUUGCAGUCGAGUUGUUUUUUUUUUUUCCCUAUUUUUUUUAUUUCUGCAGUAGGUGCCCUUUGACCCCGUUGUUAUGUCGGGCCGCAUUCCUUAGUGAUCUUGUAGGCGCGGGGAGGCCCGAAUGUUUAUUCUCGUCCAGUGGCAUAGAUCUGUGUCUGGGUGCCUAUAGUUUAUACCUUCAGCGGUCGCCGUUCUGACCUAUUUGACCGCGCCUGUGUUUGUCUUGUGAGCUGUUGGUAAUCGCGUAGCAGAAGGGAGGAAAGAUGAAGGAUAAACAGAAGAGGAAGAAGGAGGAUCGCACGUGGGCUGAAGCUGCUCGUAUGGUUUUGGAAAAAUACUCAGAUGCACCAAUGACUCCCAGACAAAUUUUAAGUGUCAUCGAGACAGAAGAAAUAAAAGAAACGAGGUUCCUAGGGGUGGAGAAAGGCACAACACAGUCCACGUACUCAACCAGAAGUGGAUCAUCUCCCUUGGCAUGCCUAAAUGCAGUACUGCAUUCAAAUUCACGACCUGAUGAUGGGAUCUUUUACAAGCUUCCUGGACGAAUUAAUCUUUUUACCUUGAAGCUUCACUUGAUGAAACUUCUUCCAAUGCCUCAUGUAGCACGGAAUCUCAGAGCAAACCACUUUCCCCAUCUAAGCAGAACAGCCAUAGGGCCAUUCAGCAGGUAGCAAAACAAAAGAAGAAGGGAGGAAUGCUGAUGCCUCGAGUUGUACUGACACCACUAAAAGUAAAUGGAGAGCACAUGGAGUCUGCUGCAGGUUUUAUGGGUAGAAGUACAGAUGGGGAAACAAGCAGUACUUCAAGCAGCUGUUCGGUAACCGCAUCAGGCAGUACUUUAUGGAGAAAAGUGGAACUAGCCAGCAGUCCAUCACAGCACUUGCAGAACAUAAAAAAGUCAACUACAGGACAGAUGAAACGCAACAGAGGUGAAGAGAUUGACUUUGAAACUCCUGGUUCCAUUCUUGUAAAUACAAACAUACGGGCCUUGAUAAACAACAGGAACUUUGCCAUCCUUCCCACAACUUUUCAGCAGCGACUGCUUCUGUUGUUACCAGAAGUUGAUAGACAGACCGGACCUGAUGGGUUGCCAAGACUCAGCAGCAGUGCACUGAACAAUGAGUUUUUCACUCAUGCUGCUCAGAGUUGGAAAGAAAGACUCGCUGAUGGUGAGUUCACUCAUGAGAUGCAGGUGCGACUUCGUCAGGAAAUGGAGAAAGAAAAGAAGACUGAACAUUGGAAGGAAAAAUUCUUUGAGGAUUAUUAUGGGCAGAUUUCCGGUUUGUCCAAAGAGGAGUCGGAGCAACAGACCAGUGUGCAAGAUGACGUGCAGAAUAAAACUGCCCCUUCAGUUUCCGAAGUACCAGCCAAGCCACAACGUAGCACCUACUUAAGACACAAGGAUGGACGCUUUAAGAAACGCUCACGUGCUGACCUGCGAUGCAGGGCUAGAAAAACACUGUACAGAGAACGAAAAGCUGAAGCAGCUGCAACAGCUAUGUUUACUGCUACUGAUUCUGCAGAAAAUAAAGUGGUUGACUGUAAAGAAAAUAAUGAAGGGAAGUCUGUUGUCAAUCUCUCUGCAGAUGGGGAAUCAGGUGCAUCUAAAGAUUUGAAUUUGCAGGAGAUUCCAUUACUUGGCAAAUCAGUGAGUUCUCCAUCAUCCUCUGGUUGUCUGGAACAUAUUCCUAAGGUACCUCACAGUGUUUCUGAUGUGGAAGACAGCGAUACAGAGUCCAAGGACCAGAAAAGGAAAUCCCUUGAGAGUAUGGCCUCCACCUCUUUUCCUGAGAAGAAACCCCGGCUUGAUGAUUGUCGGUCCUUUCGUAACACAAUUGGAUAUGUUUCUACAGAAAAGCCAGAGCCUACCAAAGAGGAGCCUAAAGUGCCGCCAAUCAGGAUACAACUUUCAAGGAUCAAACCUCCAUGGGAAGGCAAUGCCCAGCCAACCUAUCGGAUUUGUCCCAGAAUUAUCCCCAACACAGACACUGACAGUUUGCCCACAAAUGGGGCCAGAACCCUUGCAGACAUCAAGGCUCGAGCACUCCAAGUCCGGGCACGAAGAGGAGCCACAGGGGCUGCAGCCUCAAUUGGAGGAGGGGGUGGACCAGGAGGGGGAGGAGGAAGUCCAGGUGAUGGAGGAGGAGGCAGGAAUGGAUCACCUAGUAAUAAUUCCAGUCACGGAGGAACAAAACGAACUUUUGCAGAAACUGACUCAAAUCAGCAUCGAACACAGCUACUGCAAACCUGUAGAGAUGAAUCUGAAUCAGUUGUAGGCACUUGUGAGUCAGCAUUUGAAAACAAAAACACUUGUAAUGGUAUGAACAGUGUAACAGAACAUCUCUCAGUUAUCCAGUUAGCUGAUGCUACAGCAGUUAAAAGGAGUCUUGAUGGGCAUUCUGGUAACAGUUGUGAACAGCAUUUUGUAUCUACUGCAUGCACUAGUACUGAAGGAAAUGGAGAGCCUGAUGGUGUGAAACCUUGCGUUUCCAUUACUGGAUGGUCCACAGUGCAGUACAAAUACAAGACCUCUGUAGCUGCAAAAGGAGAGAAAAGUGAUGAGCAGCCAUCGGACACAGAGAAAGAAACUUUCCGAUUUGGACAUAAUUUUAAGGUUAAAUCUGGAUGCAGUGAACAUUUAAACAGAACUGAAAUGUUAGACAGCGCUAUAGAUGUAUAUGGAAAACAUGAAAAGAAUGCAUUUAACAGCAGUCUGCUUCAGACCAGUAAUGCUGUUGCUUCAUUUCCUGAUUCUGCUUUGACUAAAUCAUUAGACAAUGUUAAAGACAGUGCAUCUGUUGUGGGUAGUGUUCCUACAGCAUGUUGUGGGUCUGAAGGCACAGUCUGUAAUUCUAAGACCAUUAAUGUGAACAUGGAUGUCAGAGUUGUGCAGCUAGUAGGUUCCAUAUUCUCAAAACAGCCAUGUGGCAUUUACUGUGUUAAUCAGAAAGAGCAAACUGUUGCUGGUAACCAGUUUUCUGUACAAGAAUCUCUUCAGCAUGGUCGACUUGUUCCUGAAGGUCAGUCUGUCGACUUAGAAAGCAUGCAGAUGCAGUUAGAGUGCUGCAUAGAGACAAAAGCAGACAAUGUGCGUGACAAGAAUUUAGAAACUUGCAGGAAUGAAGAGCGUGAUUAUUCUGAAAUCCUUCAUGAGCAGUAUGGCUCCAAAAGUACAGCAUCUAACCCAGGAAAUGGUUCUGCUGAUAGCACUGAACCUGAGGAUGAGAGAAACUGCAGACCGCUUGAUAGUACUAACAUAAUGUGCUCCGUCAGCGAUCUUAAUGCAUAUUCCUCUGUAUCAUUUGGAAACAACACUGAAGGGCAGUCAGAGUCUGAUCUUGUGCAUAGUGCUGAAGGCCUGUAUUCCAAAAAUCAGUCUUCAAGUCCUUUAGUCAUUCAGAAUUCUAAAGAGAAAUGUAAUGUUGAGAGCUCAAAAGCGACUUCAUCUGUAGAAGCGAGUAACCCACUGGUAACACAGUUGCUUCAAGGAAGUCUUCCUUUGGAAAAGGUUCUUUCAGAAAGUAGUCCUCAUUCAGAGUCAGGUAUCUCAAGACUUCCCUUGCCAGAUGUAUCAUCUUUGGAUAAGUCUGGGAAGACUGACUGUUCUUCAGGAAAUCAACUGCCUGAGUACUGUGGUACAAAACCAACUGACAGUCUAAUUGAAGGCCAGCCUAAAUAUUUAAAAGGAGGUCCUGAGGCUGCUACACUGGCCAGUAGUAGACAUGGUGAUAACAUGAGCCAUUCUUCAAUGCAUGCUCAUCCUGUGGGUGUGCAAGAAAUGCUAACAGAGUCUGGUUGUGCUGGGAUUAAGGCAAAACACCUGCCUCUUAGCAGUUUUGGAAACAGUACUUUAGCAAAGAAACUUAGAAUCCACGAUGUGUUUCAGAAUAUUGUGAUGAGAAAACAUGAAAAACCAAGACAGUUUUCAGCAGGUGAUCUUGCAGCGUCAGAUACAAGUGUUUUUGGUCAGAUCCCAUACUGUGGAGCAGUAGCAGACAAACCCCAGCCGACAUUUAACCCAAUUACCUGUGGUCACUCUCUAAAUGCAGAAGUACCUCAACAUGGAGGAGAUCUGCCAGUAGGUGCAGAGUUACAGCACAAAGGACCUACUCACUCUUCUCUCAGGAGACAACUUUCACCAAAUAAAGCCUGUAGUCCAAGGGAGACUGUGUUACCUGCCAAAGCAGACUGGCCUUCAAAACGAUUUUCUAAUUACAUAGGAGUCAAAAAUGAAAAUAUUCCUACAUUUAGGGGUUCAUCCAAGAGUCAUAUCACAUGCAGGAAAGCUGUUUGUGAUGCAGGGGAAUUCAAAGAUCAGUGCCAUGAGGCUCUCAUAAUGGAGGUAACACUUCCUAAAUUACUGAGAGAGCAAGGCAAGGCACUUCAGCACCCCUUAGUACCUUCCUCUAUUCCUUCUCAACUUAACAUUCAGCAACAGAUCAAUGGGAAGCUGUCAAAGUUGCCGUUCAGUGCUCCUAAUUUAAAUCUUACAACUAAUAGUUUGUCAGGUUUUUCCAAGAAUAUUGCUGGAAACACAAUUCAGUUAAAUCACAAAACUGUUUUUGCUGGGAGCCAUUGCACAUCCAGUCCUGCACAGACAUUUGCUGAAAAUAGUGCAGAGGAGGAGGUGGCACUCCGAUGUUCCUGUAGCCUUAAAGCAAUGAUUAUGUGUAAAGGCUGCGGGGCAUUCUGCCAUGAUGAGUGUAUAGGUCCAUCAAAGCUUUGUGUAUUGUGCCUUGUGGUAAGAUAGUAAAAUAAACUGAAACUGCAUAGUUGGUCAGUUUGUUUAAAUAUUAAAGCAUAGUAUUCUUGUAAUGUGUUUCUGAUAUACAUGUAAAUAGCAUCACAGGCUUGAAGUGGUAAUCCAGAUGCAGAACAGAACGUCUUUAAAUUGAAAAUGUAUGGUGUCAUGUCCCCCUUAAUUUGUAACUCUUGUAUAUUUGUAGAUCAUCUCUGAAGACAGCGGCUUCCCCAGACUCUUGUUAAUUUCCUUGUGCUAUUUUUAAGUUUGUGUUUAUGUAAACAUUUAAUAUAUUUUGUUUAUUUUUUAUAGGUGUAUGUAUGCACUCUCAUAUGAAGAAGUGUUUUGCAGUUAGUCUUACAUAUGUAACAGACAAGUAUAAAUGCAUUUUUUUCUGA